Molecule: messenger RNA, 1761 nt
Organism: Ctenopharyngodon idella (grass carp)
Lineage: Eukaryota; Metazoa; Chordata; Actinopteri; Cypriniformes; Xenocyprididae
Product: counting factor associated protein D-like
Exons: 7
Coding region: 123-1085 (320 amino acids)
Source: RefSeq, a predicted model, not a curated record
CUCCUUUGUGUGUUUUUACUGCAACCUUCUGUUACUGGCGUGAACACUCAGAUUCUUUCAGACGGACGAAAGCUUAUUGUCCAUCUCCAGUGGAAGUCUGUCUGGUUUCUUCAGAUUGCACUAUGUGGCGUCUUCUAGCUGGGUUUGUGCUUCUGCUGUGUGCUGCAGAUGCCACACCAGUUGGUGGCAGAACAGUUCCUGAUUUUGGAAAGAUGUAUCAUGUCAAAGGUGAGCUGAAUUUACCUUAUUCUGGUGAUUCUGGGACAAAGGAACCGUUUGAAGUUUGGUACGACCUCGAGGGGAACAGAAGUCGCAUCGACUAUCGUAAUGGUACAGUGCGCACUUUUCUGAUUGGAAACGACUCGGAUUAUGGCGUCAUUUACAAGAUCACACCAGUCAACACUGAGACAGAAAUUCAAGCUAUUAAAUAUUUCCAGCUUAAAGGUACAAAGGAGGAUCCAAUACGUCCACAGUCAGCACUGCCUGAUCUGCAGGACUUUGAAUUUGAGAAGAUGGAGGAUUGCGCAGGCGUUCAGUGUGAGGUCUGGAAGAAGGUCACACAGGCUGGUCAUAAGAAGAACACAUAUCGUCUGUGGGUCAAACGUCCAGAGGGAAGUGAUUCCCCAGCCGUCCCGUACCACUUUGAGAUGGAGGGCUUCAACACUCUUUUGGAGACCCACAAUGACAAAUACAUGAUUGACUACAGUGACUUCAGCUCACAAACUGAAUCAGACAUUUUCACACCCCCUGGAGGAAUGACCUAUGUGGAGUUUCCGGAUCCUCCUGAGGAGCAUCAAAUAUUGGCCAAUCCCCUUCAAGACUAUAUCAGCACCUCCGCUGUUAGCCACGCCCACCGAUUGUUCGGCCCCUUUAAGGAGAAGUUUGAGCGUCAUUAUGAAAGUGAGAAGGAGCACGAGGAGCGCGAGAACAACUUUGUACAUGGUUUUCGGUUUGUGCACUCUAUAAACAGAGCCGGUCUUACAUACAGCCUCGGUAUCAACAACUUCGCUGAUUGGUCAGAGGCAGAGCUGGCCAGGAGGAGAGGUUUAAUAAUUCCAGAUCGGAAAAAGAUUGUUACAGAAUAGCCCUCACACAUUCUUUUUUUAAAUCUGUUGCCAAUGUAUGAUACAGUUUGAUAAACUUUGUCUGAUUAAGUGUCUUUUGAUAGAGUUUGUCAUUAAAGUCUAAAGGUGAAAAAACAAGAAUUCACUGUUUUAUCAAGUGACUACUAGACUGUCCUCUGAUGAGAUUAGUGGUAAUUUAAUCUUUUUCUAAAUAAUUUUUUGAAUAAUUACAAUUGGUUAAAUUGAGUAUCUGCAUCUUCAAGCUAUUGUUUAUCGAACCACAAAAGUAUUGAAAUGCUAAUGAUUAAAAUGCUGAUUGAAAGUUUUGUCUUUGAUUAAAUGUACAUAACAUCAAAAAGUUAUCAAAUCAAUAAGUUCUGAUAUUGCGUAAUGUUUUGUGUCAGACUAUAGUAUUAAAAAAUGUGUUUUAAAACCAGUGUUUACUUUUGCUUAAAGGCACAAUAUGUAAAAUUUUUGCAGUAAAAUAUCCAAAAAACACUAAGCCAGUGUUAUAUAUUUUGUUCAGUUGAGUGCUUAUAAUAUCCCAAAUGUUUCCAACUGUUUGUAAAUCAUGAGAAAAUCACGAUUUUAACCAAAGAUAUGGGACGUGGCCGGGAGUCGCCUGUCAAUGGCGUCAUAUCCGUGUUACCUUCGGUUUCCAGUUUUAUUUUUAACAUAAAUAAAGGUGAUGAUGAUU